Messenger RNA from Pungitius pungitius (ninespine stickleback), 1910 nucleotides. RefSeq names its product 3-hydroxyanthranilate 3,4-dioxygenase (gene haao). Bases 95 to 955 code for a protein of 286 amino acids. Gene Ontology annotation, cellular component: cytoplasm. Gene Ontology annotation, biological process: quinolinate metabolic process; 'de novo' NAD+ biosynthetic process from L-tryptophan. The transcript has 10 exons. Lineage: Eukaryota; Metazoa; Chordata; Actinopteri; Perciformes; Gasterosteidae. Gene Ontology annotation, molecular function: iron ion binding; 3-hydroxyanthranilate 3,4-dioxygenase activity. The record is from RefSeq and is a predicted model, not a curated record.
UUUGGACUUUCAGCGCCAGUCAGGUUGUUGAACUGCUCAGACCAGCACACUCACAGAUUUAACACUGCGGCAAAAACCCCGUCAGUUUGCAAAAAUGAGCCACGAACCUCUUGUGAAUGUGAGAAACUGGAUUGCAGCGAACGAGAAUGCUUUCAUGCCACCAGUGUGCAACAAGCUCAUGCACUUUUCCCAGUUGAUCAUCAUGUUUGUCGGAGGUCCCAACACCAGGACCGAUUACCAUUUAGAGGAAGGGGAGGAGCUGUUCUACCAGGUGAAGGGGGACAUGUGUCUGAAGGUGAUAGAAAAUGGGAAGCACAAGGAUGUGCACAUUAAGGAGGGACAGAUGUUCCUGCUGCCGGCCCGGAUCCCCCACUCCCCCCAGAGGCAGGCCAACACUGUGGGACUGGUGGUGGAGAGGAGACGGCUGCAGACCGAGACCGACUGCCUGAGGUACUAUGUGGGCAACACCACCAACACCCUGUACGAGAAGUGGUUUUACUGUGAGAAUCUGGGAACGCAGCUGGUGCCCCUAAUCAAAGAGUUCAUGGCAUCAGAGCAGGCUAAAACCGGAAAGCCAGAUCCAAGCGAAAUCUUCAGAGAACCGCCCUUCCAGCUGAACACCAUGAACACGAUGACCCCGUUCUCCUUCAGAGACUGGCUGGACAAGCACAGGCCCUCGCUGUCCGCCGGCGGGCCCAUCGACAUGUUCGGAGCUCAGUUUGAGACAGAGGUGAUGGUGUUCGGACCUGGGGUGACGGAGACGGCAGUGCGGCAAAGCGACGUGUGGAUCUGGCAAAUGGAGGGAUCCUCGACUGUUACUAUGAACCAGCAGGAGUUCGCUCUUUCUGCAGGAAACAGUUUACUUGUUCCUGAACAGAGCCAGUACCACUGGCAGAGAGAUGAGGGGACUGUUGCCCUGUUUGUGGUUCAAAACCCUGAGCGGAAGAGACCCUGAACAUCAUGAGGCAAAUCAGGCACACAGCACAUGAAACAGUAUUCUGUGAGAGCAUGGACCAGUGAUGAGAAGCAAGUACAAUAAAAUGAAAGAACGAAUUUGGGUUAAAAGCUUAAUUCUAUGCAACUAUUUUACGAUUAAUAUACUGAGCUAUUGAAAUUGGCAAACAUAAUGUAAAAAAAUGUAGUCGUGAAUUCCACUUCCGGUCCAACUGCCCCAUGAACCGAUAUGCUCUUUAUAUUAUCUCUAAAGGUACAUAAAUGAAUAAGUCAGGCUGUUCCUGUACAAUGUUGCUAGCAGUGCACUAUACUUCCCUAUAUCCAAAAUAUGUUUGGAUGAAAUCCAUUUAAACUGUUAGGAUAUACGUAUAUAAACGGAAAAAACCCACACAGACCGCAAUGGUGGGUCAAAGAAAGUCUUUAAGCCGGACUAGUUAAUGCUUCAAUAAUCACUAUGUUGUCAAAUAACGUUCUUGUAUUGCAGGUCAAGUUAAUCUUUUUUUCAUUUAUCAGUAAUUUAAACUGAUCAUAAGUGCGGGUUAUUAACUACGCGGCCGAAUGGAGUCUGGGAUUUGCUUCCUGUUAUUAUAUUCAAGAAAAGUUACUAAUGUAGCCUGAUUGAAUGAUCACUAAAGAGCUAAAUACAAAUGAAUUUAUGUUUGAAUGAAUUUAUAAUUUAAUUGACUAACAUUCUCAGAUCCCUCACGGAACCAACCGCUCUGCUCACAGCCCACAUGAUCAAGUGGCACAUUUUUAACAACUGUUUUCUAGAUUGUAAAAUGUGCAGAAUGGACAAAAGCUUGUCAGCUCACAGACAUGACAGUAGUUCUGAAGUGCCGCUAUUAAAAGAGAAACAUGGCCACUGUGGCGUGGUGGACUCCAUAAAGGGACUGUGCUGGUAAUGACAAUAGUUUCAGGUGAUUAUGCUUUAAUAAAACAUAGUUAUAAAUCCUGAA